GGAGAUGGACCUUUCUUGUUUCCUCUAUAUAAACCCAAGACCCGCCUGUGAGUUCCCCAUCUCUCCAUUAUCGACCAAACAGGAGCUUCCAACUCUCUUGUUAAACAAACUACGGUAACGUUCUCUGCAAAGGGAGAGAAGAAAUAUCGAGGAAUCUCAAUUCGGUUUUGAGAAUUUGAAGAAAUGGCAAAGAAUGUCGGGAUUCUCGCUAUGGACAUCUACUUCCCUCCUACCUGUAUUCCACAGGAAGUGCUGGAGGCUCAUGAUGGUGCAAGCAAAGGGAAGUACACUAUUGGACUUGGACAAGAUUGCAUGGGAUUUUGUACAGAGGUGGAAGAUGUCAUCUCAAUGAGUUUGACAGUUGUUAGUUCACUCCUGAAUAAUUAUAAUGUUGAUCCUAAACAAAUUGGUCGACUGGAGGUAGGGAGCGAGACUGUGCUUGACAAGAGCAAAUCCAUUAAGACCUUCUUGAUGCAAAUUUUUGAGAAAUGCGGAAACACAGACAUUGAGGGUGUUGACUCAACCAAUGCCUGCUAUGGGGGGACUGCAGCUUUAUUCAACUGUGUCAAUUGGAUUGAGAGCAGCUCGUGGGAUGGGCGCUAUGGGCUUGUUGUGUGUACUGACAGUGCGGUGUAUGCUGAAGGACCAGCACGACCAACCGGAGGAGCAGGUGCAGUUGCCAUGCUAGUAGGGCCUGAUGCUCCUAUUGCAUUUGAAAGCAAACUCAGGGGUAGUCAUAUGGCACAUGCCUACGACUUUUACAAGCCCAAUCUUGCUAGUGAAUAUCCAGUUGUUGAUGGGAAGCUUUCUCAAACAUGCUAUCUCAUCGCUCUGGAUUCUUGCUAUAAACAAUUAUGCCACAAGUAUGAGAAGCUGGAUGGCAAACAAUUUUCUCUUUCUGAUGCCGAGUAUUUUGUUUUUCAUUCUCCAUACAACAAGCUUGUACAGAAAAGCUUUGCUCGUCUGUUGUACAAUGAUUUUUUGAGAAAUGCCAGCUCUGUUGAUGAGUCUGCUAAAGAAAAGCUGGCACCAUUUUCUGCAUUAUCCGGUGAUGAAAGCUACCAAAGUCGAGAUCUUGAAAAGGUAUCCCAACAACUUGCAAAGUCCUUAUAUGAUGCCAAGGUGCAACCAACCACACUGAUUCCGAAGCAAGUGGGAAAUAUGUACACAGCAUCACUCUAUGCAGCAUUAGCAUCGGUCAUACACAACAAGCACACCUCAUUGGCGGGGCAACGGGUUAUAUUAUUCUCAUACGGGAGUGGUUCGACUGCCACAAUGUUCUCAUUGCAAUUUCAGGAAGGUCAACAUCCAUUUAGCUUGUCAAACAUUGCAAACGUGAUGAAUGUUGCUGGCAAGUUGAAGUCAAGGCAUGAGCUUAUCCCGGAGAAGUUUGUUGAGUUAAUGAAGCUAAUGGAACACAGAUAUGGGGCUAAGGACUUCGUGACAAGCAAGGACACCAGUCUUUUGGCUCCGGGAACAUACUAUCUCACAGAAGUUGACUCCAUGUACAGGAGAUUUUACGCGAAGAAGGAUGGUGACAGCACCGCCUGUGAGAAUGGCGCAGUUGCCAAUGGUCACUGAGAGAAUGAACAAAAGGUUGCAAACACUGCCACGAAGGUUGUAUUAGUUGUUAUUUGACGUCAGUGACUGUUGAAUUUUCAUGCUUCCAUAAGUUAAUUGUAUGCUAAAGCAAAUAGUUCCUUUAGCAGCAGGUGUUUUCAGUGUUUUUUUCGCUUCUCUGGUUAAUAAAAAGCAUCUAAGUAUCUGAUUCCAUAUUUCCA
Tripterygium wilfordii is the source of this 1781-nucleotide messenger RNA. RefSeq names its product hydroxymethylglutaryl-CoA synthase-like. The transcript is spliced from 12 exons. Gene Ontology annotation, biological process: acetyl-CoA metabolic process. The record is from RefSeq and is a predicted model, not a curated record. The coding region runs from base 184 to 1581 and encodes 465 amino acids. NCBI's taxonomy places the organism in Eukaryota, Viridiplantae, Streptophyta, Magnoliopsida, Celastrales, Celastraceae. Gene Ontology annotation, molecular function: hydroxymethylglutaryl-CoA synthase activity.